AGACGGGACGCUGCCUGCAGAGCAGGUCCUGCCAGCCUCUCUGGAGAGGAUGCCCCCUUGUCCGUGAUGGGCUGUGGGACAAGCAAGGUCCUUCCUGAGCCGCCCAAGGAUGUCCAGCUGGAUCUGGUCAAGAAGGUGGAGCCCUUCAGUGGCACUAAGAGUGAUGUAUACAAGCACUUCAUCACGGCGGUGGACAAUGUUGGCCCUCUCAAAGCUGGCUUCCCAGCAGCUGGUCAGUAUGCACACCCCUGCCCCGGUGCCCCCACCACUGGCCACACAGAGCCUCCCUCAGAGCCACCGCGCAGGGCCAGGGUGGCUAAGUACAGGGCCAAGUUCGACCCACGUGUGACAGCUAAGUACGACAUCAAGGCCCUCAUUGGUCGAGGCAGCUUCAGCCGAGUGGUACGUGUGGAACACCGGGCAACCCGGCAGCCGUAUGCCAUCAAGAUGAUUGAGACCAAGUACCGGGAGGGGCGGGAAGUAUGUGAGUCUGAACUGCGUGUGCUGCGCCGGGUGCGUCACGCCAACAUCAUCCAGCUGGUGGAGGUGUUUGAGACACAGGAGCGUGUGUACAUGGUGAUGGAGCUGGCUACUGGUGGAGAGCUUUUCGACCGCAUCAUUGCCAAGGGUUCCUUCACUGAGCGUGAUGCCACUAGGGUGCUGCAGAUGGUGCUGGAUGGUGUCCGGUAUCUGCAUGCACUGGGCAUCACACACCGAGACCUCAAGCCUGAGAAUCUGCUCUACUACCACCCAGGCACUGACUCCAAGAUCAUCAUCACCGACUUUGGCCUGGCCAGUGCCCGCAAGAAGGGUGACGACUGCCUGAUGAAGACCACUUGCGGCACACCUGAGUACAUUGCACCCGAGGUGCUGGUCCGCAAACCCUACACCAACUCAGUGGACAUGUGGGCGCUGGGCGUCAUCGCCUACAUCUUGCUCAGUGGCACCAUGCCCUUUGAGGACGACAACCGCACCCGGCUGUACCGACAGAUCCUCAGGGGCAAGUACAGUUACUCGGGGGAGCCCUGGCCCAGUGUGUCCAACCUGGCCAAGGACUUCAUUGACCGCCUGCUGACAGUGGACCCUGGAGCCCGUAUGACUGCACUGCAGGCCCUGAGGCACCCGUGGGUGGUGAGCAUGGCAGCCUCUUCAUCCAUGAAGAAUCUUCACCGCUCCAUCUCCCAGAACCUGCUCAAACGCGCCUCCUCGCGCUGCCAGAGCACCAAAUCUGCCCAGUCCACACGUUCCAGCCGCUCCACACGCUCCAACAAGUCGCGCCGUGUGCGGGAGCGCGAGCUGCGGGAGCUCAACCUGCGCUACCAACAGCAUUACAAUGGCUGAGCCACUGGCUGUGGUACAGACAUGGCACGGUCGCAGCCUGGCCACGCAUUGCUAUGCCAUCUGGGCCCAGCACCCUCUUUGGAGAUAGGCCAAUACAGCUGGCGGUAGGUGGAGAAUGUCUUGCCCCAGUCCCUUCUCUGUGCCUUCAGCAGCCCCCAUCCUCACCAUGGGCCGGCGCCUGGUGUGACAGAGUGGUGGCCAUGCGCCCCCCUCUCCCCCGCCGAACUGGGAGCCUCACCUGGCACCGAUAUCCCUUUUGGUGGGCAACUGCUCUGAUAUGAGUUGGGGAAAGGGAUAGGACCUGGCCUUCACUGUCUCCCUCACUCUUUGGCUCUUCUCCAGACCAAAGGGGCCUUUAGUGCUGGGUGGAGGGUGUCCUAUGGCCCCAGGACCCUUUGGGACAAUUACUCCUGGAAUUCCUUUUCCUCCACAGAGCCUUCCUCCCUGGCUUCCACAUUCUGUGGCAUCCUGAUCCUCAAGACUAUGCUCCAGUGGGGUGCCCAGGUAGGCACAAAGCUUGUGCCUUGAUGGAGCCUCAGCCCCUGGCUAGAUCCAAACAGUCCCCUACCUCCCAACUAAGAUCUGUUUUCCUUCAUGGCACCCCAAGGGACCUCUCCUGGCCCCAGGACUCUCCAGGACCUCUGGUGGUAGGGCCAUGGCAUGGACCCUAGCCCUUCUGGACUCUGUGGUCAUGCUGGUGGUAGGAUUGCCCCAGGCUCCCACCACACUCUAUGAGGGGGUGCCUGCCCACCAGCCCACAACCCUCAGUGCCUUCUUUGCAGACCUCACCAUUACCUCCCUUGCCUCCUUGGAUGCCCAUUCCAUUCCCCAGGUGCCUCCUUCCCAACUGUGGGGCGUCAAAGGGAGCCCCACUGCUGCUACCUGGGGGCUGGGGGUACCUGGGCCAAGGCAGAGGGCAGGGGGUUCCCCACCAGAUUCCAUUGUCAGCCCUGGUUGAUGCUUCAGUACUGCCCACUGCCCCUCCUCUUCAGGCUCCACUGUUCCCUCCUCUGCAGCUGCAUCAGGGCGCCAUCUGGUGUCUGGCACGGGUAUGAGCAGCCUGGAGUGAUCGCUGCACACCCAUCCUGUACUCCCAUAGUCCUCCAAGAGGUGGUGGGAAGGAAGGAGUUGCUGGGGGGCAGAGGGGGUGGUCCUGGGCUGCUCAUCUCUUCCCAUCUGCUGAGCUUCUGCGCACAUCUCCCUGGAACUUUUUGUUGUUGUUGUUGUUGUCUGGACGGUUGAGGGUCUGAACCCUUGACCUUGGUGUUAUCAGCACUAUGCUUUCUCCCUGGAACUUAGCCAUACUGUGUGACCUGCCUCUGAACCUGGGUGCCUGGGACACUGGCCUUCUCACAGCUGGCCUUGCCCUGGCCACCCUGUGCCUGCUUCCUUUCACAGCAUUAACCUUCCAGUCUGGGCCCCACUGAGUCAGGCUGGAGAGAGCCCCUGUGGGAGGUGGGUGGGGUUGGGUGGCUGCUUUUCCAGAGGCCUGAGCCAAAACUGUCCCCACGUCUGUCCUUGUGUCUUCCCCCUACCACAAACCAGGCUGGAACCCAAGUCUCCUCCCUCCACAGCUGCUUUCAGUGGGUGGGAAGGGGCGAGGGGCCAGCUUUGGCCUUAGCUAGGCUGCAGGGCCUCUGCCAGCAUGGAGAGUUUAGCCCGCACUCAGCUCCUCCCAGUGGGCAGUCUUGGGUCAGGCCCUCCUCUUUCUGCAUGUGCCACCUCCAGUGGAAAACCAAACCAAAGAGACCACUCUGUGCCAAGUUGACUGUGCCUUAAACAUACUUUCCUUCCAUCCCCACUACUCCCUGGGCAGGAGGCAGCGGAGAGCCUGAGUCCCAUAGCCUCAGAAUUUCUCCCUAAUUCCCUAAGUGUCUCUGGGGCCUGAAGCCCCGACAAUUUAUUUCCUCUUUUGCCCAGGGCGGGCCUGGUCCUGGGAGUAAGACAGAGGGUGUUUGGAGACUUGGGCCUUUGAUAGGCCCACCUGGGCCUUCAUGCUAUGGACCCUGGAUGGAGAAUGUGCAGUUAUUUAUUUUGUGUACUCAGUUUGUAAAUGUAUCAUCUGUAUUCAAUAAACAGGCUGCCCUCCCCAGGGAAGGUUGCCCAUUCAUUCUGAUA
Messenger RNA from Galeopterus variegatus (Sunda flying lemur), 3459 nucleotides. RefSeq names its product protein serine kinase H1 (gene PSKH1). Lineage: Eukaryota; Metazoa; Chordata; Mammalia; Dermoptera; Cynocephalidae. Gene Ontology annotation, biological process: protein phosphorylation. The record is from RefSeq and is a predicted model, not a curated record. Gene Ontology annotation, molecular function: protein kinase activity; ATP binding. Bases 67 to 1341 code for a protein of 424 amino acids. The transcript is spliced from 2 exons.